Triticum aestivum (bread wheat) is the source of this 1551-nucleotide messenger RNA. Its product is annotated as probable L-type lectin-domain containing receptor kinase S.5. The record is from RefSeq and is a predicted model, not a curated record. Gene Ontology annotation, molecular function: ATP binding; protein kinase activity. Gene Ontology annotation, biological process: protein phosphorylation. NCBI's taxonomy places the organism in Eukaryota, Viridiplantae, Streptophyta, Magnoliopsida, Poales, Poaceae. The transcript is spliced from 3 exons. Bases 1 to 1551 code for a protein of 516 amino acids.
AUGGCAUUCCAACUCAAGCUGCUUCCCUUCCCGGUUCUCCUCCUCCUGUCCACCAUCUCCUUCUCCCACGCGAGCGAGCAGCCGUGCAAAUGCCCCUGCUCCGACCAGGAUCGGAGGAGCAACCACAGCUUGCACGCCGCCGCUCUCGCAUUGCAAAUGAUCGACCAAGAAUCCGGCGGGCUCGUACCGGUUGACUUCGACUUCAUCCGCCACAACCUGUCGGAUUCGGAGGCGAACAGUAUCCCAGGGUUCACCAUCAUCGAUGGAGUAGAGCUCUGGCAAUUGCGCCCCGACGGAGUGGGGGUCGACGAGGCAUCGUUCAACGUCACAAUCGGGUACCAUCCGCUGUCGAACCAGCAGGAGAGGCAGAAUGAGGCGUAUGGUGGCCCCACCUUCUUCAUCCUUCCCGACGAGGGCACACUGGAUCUUGGUGUGGCUCCGUACGGAGCAAACAGCUCGCUGGCGAAGCUACUGGUGGAAAACGGUUCCGCCAACUCGAUCACCAACCGUACAACCCGGGCCGCCAUCGUCUCCGGCAGCAGCUCUGUCUAUGUCGGGACCGGUGUGCUGGCUAACCGCUCAUUGACGGGGUUCACUGAUCCCAUCAUGGUUGUUGCUAUGAACAUCCAUGAAAUGCCGGCUUUCAGCCCCAACUACACCAUGUGGAUCGACUAUGAUCGUGCAGGGCGACGGUUGUCGGUGUACGUUGAUUUGCAGGGCAAGCCCAAGCCUGAAAACACCAUAGCCGAAGUUCAUCUAAAUAUCAGCAGCAUCCUCUCCUCACGUGUCUAUUUCAGCUUCGUGACAAUGAUUGGUCAGCUGCUCCCGGGAGGCGGCCUCAACUAUAUCGCAACGAUUGAGGACCUCCCUCGCUACGACCCCGACCCCGACGAAGGCCGCUUUUUGUCAAGGAAGGUGACAAUACUGUCUUCGGUCAUCGGGUCCAUAGCCGUCACCGCCGUCCUGGCCACCGCCGUGGCAUGCUACUUCAACUCGAGGUACCGGCGGUGGCAUAGAGACCUGGACCAGCUCGCCAAGUCCAUGGAGCGCCUUCCCGGGGUGCCCACGAAGGUGGAAUUCGCUGACAUCAAGAAGGCCACCAGCAACUUCCACGAGGCCAUGAAGCUCGGGGGAGGCGGCUUCGGAACCGUGUACAGGUGCACCCUGCCCGCCGCCGCUUCCAAGACGGAGCGACCCAUGGAUGUGGCAGUCAAGAGGUUCACGCGCGACGUGCAGAACCGCUGCUACGACGACUUCAUCGCCGAGGUCAGCAAUAUCAACAGGCUGCGCCAUAAGAACAUCGUCCCCCUCGUCGGGAAACCUAAAUCCUUGAAUCACGCGGUGGCGGCGCUUCGGCAUCAUUCCCUUGUUGAAGGUGCUGCCUUGAAGUACCCGGCUCAUCGUACACGACUUCGUCUCUCCGAGGUGGUCAUACAACAAAGGAGAGCCCCUGUUGGUGUUCGAGUUCAUGACCAACGGCAGUUUAGACCAACAUCUCUUCCCCAAAGAGGGCAGCGGCAGCGGCAAUCACUAGUAGAAAACAGGGCUUAG